Messenger RNA from Phanerochaete carnosa HHB-10118-sp, 1821 nucleotides. RefSeq lists its product as uncharacterized. Gene Ontology annotation, biological process: protein deubiquitination. Gene Ontology annotation, molecular function: cysteine-type deubiquitinase activity. The transcript is spliced from 6 exons. The annotation marks the transcript as partial. The record is from RefSeq and is a predicted model, not a curated record. NCBI's taxonomy places the organism in Eukaryota, Fungi, Basidiomycota, Agaricomycetes, Polyporales, Phanerochaetaceae.
GUCGAGGGAGUGUAACACGAGGGUGGCCGCACAAAAAGUGGAUCGGCGUCGACCCCAGAACCGCUCGAGCAACCUUACCCCCACCAUCGCCCUCGACGUCGUUGACGACGAACACGCACUCCCGCACACCAAAUGGCUCCUCCGAAGCGGAAGAGUGCCAAAGCGGCACCGCAACUCCGCUCUCGCACGACUAGGAGCCGAGGCAAGGCUCUUGCAGAUCCUGCAGAGAAUACUCAGAAUCUCAACGAACAAUUGCGAGCUCUCGGCCUUUACGCUGCACCAACACUAGGUGACGGCAACUGCCUCUUUCGCGCUCUCUCCGAUCAGCUGCACGGCACGCCGUCGUCCCAUCUCAAACUGCGCCAGGAUGUUUGUAACUGGAUCGAGUCACACAAGCAGCGAUAUGAGCCUUUUGUCGAGGACGAACGGGGAUUAGACGUCCACCUCCGGUGCAUGCGACAGCAUGGGACUUAUGGCGGUCACCUCGAGCUGUCUGCGUUCGCACACAUGACCAAACGCAAUGUAAAGGUUAUCCAGCCCGGCCUCGUGUACGUUAUCGAGUGGAACGCCGGUGGCGAUAUCACAUCCGAACGCUCGCCAUCACCAACAUCGUCAAGACAUGCAUCACCGGCACUCAACACAUCUAAUGCCGCUGACAACGAGAAGACUUUGACGCGACGAGAGCGGAAGAAGUUGGAACGGCAGAUGGCCGCCGUGCGGCUACCGACGCCGCCACUAAGUGAUGAUGGUGCUGACUCUACAGUUUAUGUGGCCUAUCAUGACUGGGAACACUUUUCCUCGAUCCGAAAUCUGAGGGGUCCACACGCGGGGCUCCCGAAUAUUCAAGAAGCGCCUGCCGAUGACGCUGAGCCACCGUCACCUCCGCCCACUUCGCCGGUGAAAAGAAAGCCUUCGUCAAGAGUGGUCUCAAGUUCAAAGCCAUCAACGAAAGUGAAGAUCAAGCGACCUUCAAAGCCGUCAGCGCCUGGGCGUCCCUUGACACCGUCGCAAGUUCCACUCCCUCUUUCUCGUUCAUCGUCCCCUCCACCAGAGGCAUCUUCAUCUCGGACACCGCUUCCCUACCCCAUGCCGAUGGCACCUCCAAGCCCAUCGCGAAUCUACCGCUCGCCGAAGCGGACAUUCGACGAGUCAUCCGCGUCAUCUGAAAGCUCGCAGUCGCUUGCAAAGCGGCACAAGGGGACCUCCCGUGCGCCCGAAGAAGAGUCAUCCGUCGCCGACGCGCACUCGCGCUCGCCUUUGGGUCUUGGACCAGAGGAUGGUGAAGGCGACAUGGAUACUCCACCAUUAACACUCUCCGCGCCAGGGUCGCCCUCGAGCAUGAGCUCACUUUCAACAAUUUCUUCACCUGAAGCGACGCCGCCGCCUCCCGAACGCGAAGAGCGCACGCUCACGCAGCGACAGAUCAAGAAACUUGGACUGCCAAAAUCACGUCAUGGUUCACCAUUGCACACCAAGCGCAGCGCAGGCAAGAUUGUCGUCCCUGGCGGACGCAUGAAGCGCUCUGACACGGCGUCUGCUGCUCCCGCUGGUAACGGGAAGGUCGAAGAGUGGCAGAAGAACGGGACGGGUAGGCUGGAUGUCCGAGGCUUCCGAGAGCUUAAGAUCUAGACUUGACCACACGAUCCCUUCGUUUCGCACCGUCCAGCAUCACUAGCACACGCACGCGCGCACUUGCGCUCUCUGCCAUCCUCUAGCCCCAAGGCGAACACUUUGCAUACAUGUUCUCAUGCACGCACACGCAUCUACAGUCGCAUCUCCCGCACGCACAUUUGCUUUGUUGCACUCAUUAAUCAGAUACCC